AAAAAUGAGAAUUAACAAUAAAUAUAGUUAAAUCUAAUAUCUAAUGAAGAUCAAAAGAUGGCUAACUGUGAUACAAACAAUUGUUCCAUAGCAAUAGAUGUUGAAGAUGAUCAUGUUUCAAUCAAUAUGCUUGAUGAAUCCGCUGGACAGAAUGCAUGUGGAGAUAAACCUUCAAACAUAUCUCCAAAAGGAAAGGGUGACAAUGAGCGGAGUGUAGGAGGGUCCCUGGGAGAUCCUCUGAACAAUCCCUCUAAAGAUUUGAAAGGAGAAAAAAAUCAGCUUCUCCCUCCUUACUCUCAAUCACCUGUAAAAGAGUUGAAAACUGACAAUGCAGGGAAAGAGACUCAAUUAUUUGAAAAGAAGCCUGAUGUUAAUACACCAUCAGAUAAUAUACUGAAAGCAUCUGAACCUCAACAAGGAUAUCCUGGAGGCUAUCCACAAGGAGGAGGUUAUCCACAAGGUGGAGGUUAUCCACAAGGUGGGGGAUAUCCACCACCAGGAGGAUAUCCACAAGGAGGAGGUUAUGGCGGAGGAGGAUAUCCACAAGGAGGAGGCUAUCCCGGGGGGAGGAUAUGGACAAGGAUAUCCACAAGGAGGUUACGGUCCCUAUCCUCAGGGUGGUUACCCCCAACAAGGCUAUCAGCCAAAUCAAAAUAUCGGCCCCUAUCGUAUGGCUCGACAAGAUGGAUUCUAUGAUGAAGAAACGUAUGAGGCUUUCUCCGAUGAAGACGUGAGGAGGGAUUUUGUCAGAAAUGUCUAUUCUGUACUAUCUCUGCAACUGCUAUUCACGACUGCAAUGAUUGCCCUGUUUACAUUUAGCGAUGAGGUACAGGAAUGGGCACUUGACAACCUUUGGGUCAUGUGGGUUGGCAUGGGUGUAUUCCUGUUCUCCUAUUUGGCUCUAGUGUGCUAUGAAAGCGUACGAAGAUCUUUCCCUAUGAACUUUAUAUUCCUUGUUUUGCUGACAGUGGGAAUGUCAUUCAUAGCAUCUUACGCUACCCUCCAGUACGGAACUAGAAUAAUUCUCAUCACCGCAGGUCUCACGUGUGCAGUGUGCAUCACCGUCACUAUUAUUGCAUGUGUCUGUCCGAUAUAUUCUCAAUUGCAAUAUGGCACUACCGGCAAAGAACAACUUGUGCGCCGGCAGUGA
Messenger RNA from Nilaparvata lugens (brown planthopper), 1150 nucleotides. Its product is annotated as protein lifeguard 1-like. Lineage: Eukaryota; Metazoa; Arthropoda; Insecta; Hemiptera; Delphacidae. Gene Ontology annotation, cellular component: membrane; endoplasmic reticulum; Golgi apparatus. The record is from RefSeq and is a predicted model, not a curated record. Bases 524 to 1150 code for a protein of 208 amino acids. The transcript has 8 exons. Gene Ontology annotation, biological process: negative regulation of apoptotic signaling pathway.